This is a messenger RNA of Porites evermanni, 585 nucleotides long. The record is from the annotation of a GenBank genome assembly. NCBI's taxonomy places the organism in Eukaryota, Metazoa, Cnidaria, Anthozoa, Scleractinia, Poritidae.
AUGGGAAUCACACUCUCUCAGUUUUUCAAAAGUAUGAGUGAUCUUUAUCGUUCUUUCUCCAAUCGUGAAGCUCGUAUCCUCAUGGUAGGGCUUGAUGCAGCUGGAAAAACCACCAUUCUGUACAAACUCAAGCUAAACGAGACGGUAAGCACCAUUCCUACAAUUGGAUUCAAUGUGGAGACUGUGAGCCCAUGCAAGGGUGUCACGUUCACCGUCUGGGAUGUCGGAGGCCAAGAGAAGAUCAGACCAUUGUGGCGCCACUAUUUCCAGAACACACAGGGCUUGAUAUUCGUGGUAGACAGCUCUGAUUUGGAGCGAAUGUCAGAAGCCCGGCAAGAACUUUUUAGCGUCCUUGAAAGUGUUGAAAUGGAACGUGUGCCUGUGGUUGUCAUCGCCAACAAGCAAGAUCUUCCGAGAGCCCUCAAGGCGCACGAGAUUGCUCAACAGCUGUCCCUCUUGCAGCAUAAAGCGAACCCAUGGCAUGUUCAAGAAACCUGUGCUAAGAAUGGCGAGGGUAUAUACGAAGCUAUGCACAAGCUGAGCGACAUGGUCAAGGAAUUUGAAAAAAGUUCAAGAAAAUACUGA